AUUGCAAGGAGAUAUGCUGAGUUCUCUGCUGCUUUAGUCAGUCUUAAUGAAGUAUUCCCAGAUGAACGGGUCAACAAAUUACUUGCACAGUUACAAGCCGAGGUGGAAAAUUUCAUCCUCCGUAUGGCAGCUGAGUUUCCAAACCGAAAAGAACAGCUGAUAUUCUUGAUAAAUAACUAUGAUCUGUUACUCAGUGUUAUGAUGGAACGUACAAAGGAUGACUCCAAAGAGUCAGAGUGUUUUCAACAACUAUUGAAUGCCAGAACUCAAGAGUUUGUUGAAGAAAUCUUAGCACCAUACUUUGGUGGAUUGAUUACAUUUGUGAAAGAGUCAGAAGGUGCCUUGGAACGAGGACAGAUUGAUCAAUUAAAACGUGAAGAACGACGUGUUCAGCAACUAGUUAGGGGAUUUGCUGCUGAUUGGAAACAUGCUAUAGAGAUUAUAAACCAAGAUAUCAUGCGUUCAUUCACUAAUUUUAAAAAUGGUACAAAUAUAUUACAGGGAGCAUUAACGCAGCUUAUCCAGUAUUAUCAUCAGUUUCAGAAAGUGCUUUCACAGAAUCCAUUUAAGAACAUGCCGAUCCGUAGUGAACUUAUCAAUAUACAUCAUGUCAUGGUGGAAGUUAAAAAACACAAACCAACUUUUUAAUUUUUACAAACAUUGUUACAGAGAUAGACUGUAGCUGUACUAAAUGUUUACUUGGUACAACCCAAUAAGGAUUGGGAAAUAUAUAGAUAUUACCAAUUAUAAAUACAGCUAGCCGAUGCCAUGGUAACACUAGAUGAAGGUUAAAUUAAUCUAAAAUUAAGACUACAAUGUAUAUGUGCAAACCAAUGCAGCGCACGUUGGCACAAGAGUUCUAAUCAUGUCUGUCAAAGUUGUUUUGAUCAAUAUCAUUAUGGAAGAUGCUCAACGCUGACUAUGAUCAGUAUCAGAGAGUUGCUUCAUUACAUAGAUCUACCUCUGUAAUUUAUAAUUCUUUGUAUAGACAGUUGACAUUUUGAUCGCAUCAAAUAACAUUGUAUGUGAUCCUGUUAAUAAAACAAUGUGUGGGUAACAUUGUCACAGCAGUUCGUGAGCUAGUACUGAUCAGUGAGUCACAUUUGUUGUCAGAUAGUCGCAUGAUGGUUUGUAUUAACGUAAACAUGACGUCACAGUGCGACGCCUUAUAUGCUGUGCUGGAAAAUUUCAUUUGAUUUCAUUCCAUAUAUCAAAUCAACUGACAUUUGCUGGAUGGUAUUAAAGAAUAUCCUCCGCAAAUGUAGACCAAUUUGAACUCAUAUCAAGCCUUUACUCAAUGUGGUAACAUAGUUAUAAUUUAUACGAAUAAGUGACAUGACAUAUUUCCAGUCAAAUCAAUUC
This is a messenger RNA of Saccoglossus kowalevskii, 1362 nucleotides long. RefSeq names its product vacuolar protein sorting-associated protein 52 homolog. The record is from RefSeq and is a predicted model, not a curated record. Gene Ontology annotation, molecular function: syntaxin binding. NCBI's taxonomy places the organism in Eukaryota, Metazoa, Hemichordata, Enteropneusta, Harrimaniidae. Gene Ontology annotation, biological process: endocytic recycling; Golgi to vacuole transport; lysosomal transport. Gene Ontology annotation, cellular component: GARP complex.